UGUUCGAACUUUGCGGAAUGUCGGACCACGAAGAAGAGUCGCAUGGAGCUUCUCCAACAUCCCCUGCUUCAUCAGGAGCUUCAUCCCCAUUGGCUCCAAUUUCUCCUCGCUCGGAAGGAAACGCCCCAGAAUCACCAUCGGGAGAUGUUCAGGAUAUCUACAAGGAUGAAUCGUUCGAGGCUCCGGCUAGUCCAGCUCGUGACAGUUCUGCUCCAGCAAGUCCAUCUGCCGCAAGUCCUGCUGGCUCAAGAUCACCGUCACCAUCGCCGGUCAAAACCAAAUCAAAAGUUAUGAUAGACAGUGACGAAGAUUCUGAUGCGGAGGAAAGUGCGAACAAGCGAGCUUUGAUAGACUCUGAUGCAAGUGAUGCAGAAGGAAAGAAAAGAAGAGUAAUGCUCGAUUCUGAUGAUUCUGAUCAUGAAGGCACCUCCAAAAAAGAGCCAACCACAAAAAAUCUUUUUGGUGAUGACAGCGAUGACGACGACGAGGAUCGACCAAAAAAGACGAAUGAUUUGGAUGAAUUUGUGGAGGGCCGUGACGAAGAAGAAAGUCAGGAAACUUCAAAGCCUGCCUACGACAGUGACGACGAUGAUGGUCCAGUAGACAGGCAUGGACGUCAUUUUGAAUGGGACUUCGAUAAAAUGCUCGCCGAGAAAAAGGCAGAACGUAAGAAGAAAACUCGUCGUGGAGGAAAAGACGGAGGAAUUGAUAUAAUCAAUGACGAUGACGGUACCGUUUCACGGCUCGUUGAAAGAAUGAAACACGCGGCGAAAUCUGACAGAAAUGCAAAUAUUGAACGAAAGCCUGCUUUCCAGAAAAUCAAAAUGCUUCCUGAAGUGAAGGCAAUCAUGCUUCGAGCUGGAAUUGUUGAAGUUCUAAUUGAAAACGGCUUUAUGAGUGCUCUUUCCGAAUGGCUUGCUCCACUUCCAGACAAAUGCCUACCGGCACUUGAUAUUCGUAUAACUGUGCUCAAGUUGCUUCAUAAUCCACGAUUUUGGAAACUCGACAGAAGUACACUGAAGCAAUCGGGUCUUGGAAAGGCUGUCAUGAUGCUUUAUAAGCAUCCUAAUGAAACGAAAGAAAAUAAAGGAAUUGCGAAUAAGCUCAUUGGAGAAUGGGCCAGGCCAAUUUAUCACCUAGAUACUGACUACAGUACCGUUUCAAGGCAAGAACGCGAAGAAAGGGAUUAUUCUAGAAUGCCGGAGAAAAGGAAAAAGAAGAUCAACAGCCGAGAUGAAGAAGAACCCAAUGAUGACGAUCAACCGAAACGACCACGAAUCAGGGAUGCCGAUGAAAUGGGGCCAACGAAAUCUGAUGAUCUGAAACCUGGAGACAAGGGAUACAUUCCAAGAGCACGUGUUCCUAAGCCAUCUACCAAAGAUUACGUCAUCAGACCAGAGUGGAGAGUUACUGGAGCGUUCAAGGGGGAGAAGAAAUCCACUGGUAACAACAGAUAUGAUCAGACAUUCCGCGAUUUCCAAGAGAGAACCAAAAAAUCGAAGGCAAAUCGGAUUGUUAAAGUAUCUCUCGAAGGAAGAAACAUGGGCAUUUGAACCCGGAGUUAAACUACAAAUUAUUGUUUUAUUUAUUUACCUUUCUUUGACACCUUUAAAAUGUUGUACUCUGUUUUCAACAUGUAAUUUUUUCUGUAUCUGAUCGUCUUGAAUAAAAUGUGUUUGUCUUUG
This is a messenger RNA of Caenorhabditis elegans, 1685 nucleotides long. RefSeq names its product IWS1-like protein (gene F13B12.1). The record is from RefSeq and is marked reviewed. Lineage: Eukaryota; Metazoa; Nematoda; Chromadorea; Rhabditida; Rhabditidae. The transcript is spliced from 4 exons. Bases 18 to 1553 code for a protein of 511 amino acids. Gene Ontology annotation, cellular component: nucleus.